Saccharomyces paradoxus is the source of this 330-nucleotide messenger RNA. It is a transcript of the gene CYC1, whose product is annotated as cytochrome c isoform 1. The transcript has a single exon. Gene Ontology annotation, biological process: mitochondrial electron transport, ubiquinol to cytochrome c; mitochondrial electron transport, cytochrome c to oxygen. The record is from RefSeq and is a predicted model, not a curated record. Lineage: Eukaryota; Fungi; Ascomycota; Saccharomycetes; Saccharomycetales; Saccharomycetaceae. Gene Ontology annotation, cellular component: mitochondrial intermembrane space. Gene Ontology annotation, molecular function: electron transfer activity; heme binding. Bases 1 to 330 code for a protein of 109 amino acids.
AUGACUGAAUUCAAGGCCGGUUCCGCUAAGAAAGGUGCUACACUUUUCAAGACUAGAUGUCUACAAUGCCACACAGUGGAAAAAGGUGGCCCACACAAGGUUGGUCCAAACUUGCACGGUAUCUUUGGAAGACACUCUGGUCAAGCUGAAGGGUACUCAUAUACAGAUGCCAACAUCAAGAAGAAUGUGCUAUGGGACGAAAAUAACAUGUCCGAGUACUUGACUAACCCAAAGAAAUAUAUUCCGGGUACCAAGAUGGCCUUUGGCGGAUUGAAGAAGGAAAAAGAUAGAAACGACCUUAUUACCUACUUGAAAAAAGCUUGUGAGUAA